AUGGAGGCGACCUUGGAGCAGCACUUAGAAGAUACAAUGAAGAAUCCCUCCAUUGUUGAAAUCCCGUGCACAGAUUCACUUAAUCUGGGUUGCCAUGGGACCCUGUCAGAUGAGCAUGCUGGAGUGAUAUCUGUUCUAGCCCAACAAGCAGCUAAGCUAACCUCUGACCCCACUGAUAUUCCUAUAGUAUGUCCAGCAUCAGAUAAUGGGAACAUUAUGAUCCAGAAGCAUGAUGGCUUCACAGUGGCAGUACACAAAAUGGCCUCUUGA
This is a messenger RNA of Pongo pygmaeus (Bornean orangutan), 270 nucleotides long. RefSeq names its product ragulator complex protein LAMTOR5-like. Gene Ontology annotation, cellular component: Ragulator complex; cytoplasm; lysosome. The record is from RefSeq and is a predicted model, not a curated record. Gene Ontology annotation, molecular function: guanyl-nucleotide exchange factor activity. The transcript has a single exon. Gene Ontology annotation, biological process: cellular response to amino acid stimulus; positive regulation of TORC1 signaling; negative regulation of apoptotic process. Bases 1 to 270 code for a protein of 89 amino acids. NCBI's taxonomy places the organism in Eukaryota, Metazoa, Chordata, Mammalia, Primates, Hominidae.